Molecule: messenger RNA, 1009 nt
Organism: Myotis davidii
Lineage: Eukaryota; Metazoa; Chordata; Mammalia; Chiroptera; Vespertilionidae
Gene: ODF1
Product: outer dense fiber of sperm tails 1
Exons: 2
Coding region: 1-801 (266 amino acids)
Cellular component (GO): outer dense fiber
Source: RefSeq, a predicted model, not a curated record
AUGGCUGCACUGAGUUGUCUUUUGGACAGUGUUAGAAGGGACAUAAAGAAGGUGGACAGAGAACUGAGGCAAUUGAGAUGCAUCGACGAGCUCAGCACACGAUGCCUGUGUGACUUGUAUAUGCACCCGUACUGCUGUUGUGACUUGCACCCUUACCCGUACUGCCUGUGCUAUUCGAAGCGCUCCCGAGCCUGCGGCCUGUGCGAUCUCUACUACCCUUGUUGCCUGUGUGACUUCAAGCUUUACUGUCUCCGACCAUCCCUCAGAAGUUUGGAGAGGAAAGCCAUUAGAGCCAUAGAAGAUGAAAAGAGAGAGCUUGCCAAACUGAGAAGAACAACGAACAGGAUUCUGGCCUCCUCUUGCUGUAGCAGUAACAUUUUAGGAUCGGUGAACGUGUGCGGCUUUGAACCCGACCAAGUGAAGGUGCGCGUGAAGGAUGGAAAGGUGUGUGUGUCGGCGGAGCGGGAGAACAGGUAUGACUGCCUGGGCUCGAAGAAGUACAGCUACAUGAAUAUCUGCAAGGAGUUCAGCCUGCCCCCGUGCGUGGACGAGAAGGACGUGACCUACUCCUACGGGCUGGGCAGCUGCGUCAAGAUCGAGUCUCCGUGCUACCCCUGCACGUCUCCCUGCAGCCCCUGCAACCCCUGCAACCCCUGCAACCCUUGCAGCCCCUGUAACCCCUGCAACCCCUGUAACCCCUGCAACCCCUGCAACCCCUGCAGCCCCUGCAGCCCCUGCGACCCUUGCAACCCCUGCUACCCCUGCGGCAGCCGGUUCUCCUGUAGGAAGAUGAUUCUGUGACGCGUAGGAAGCCAUGAUGUAGUUAGGUAGUUACUCCAGCCAGGCAGCUCUUCCAGUGUUUUCCUUCCCCUUCCUAGGCCCCUGUUACUCCAGUACAUAGGGAACUGAAUACAUAGGUGCAACGCGCUGGUGUCGUGUGCAAGUCUUUCGGUCCCACCCAGGCCGGAGCCCUGCCCAGCAAGAGGGCCUGGGAGGAAUUCAUGGGUGG